UAUAUCAGCGGGAUUCUUAUUCAAACCAUCAAUAUUAGCAGGGCUUGUUAUUAUUAUUGGUGAUGUAUUAGCAGCACUUGGUACAUUUUUGUUUGGAAAGUAUAUAUUUUCGGAUUGGGUGGUGACUCAAGUUGAAAAAAGACCAAUGUUUAAAGCUUUAAAUGCUGUGAUAGCAGAAGAAGAUUGUAGUGAUGUUAAGUUAUUGACAUUUCUUUGGGCAACUGUAAUUGGUGUAAUUCCAGGAACUUUUAAUGCUGUAUGGAUUGGAUCAUUGGUUAAAAGUUUGAGUGGAAUUGAUAAACCAAAUUUAGAAAAAAAAGACAUUGUCAUUAUUACAAUGAAUUUUAUUAUUGCUGCAUGUUGUGUAAUUGCAUUGUCUAUAUUGGGUAAAAGAUCUUUAAGAAAGGCAAUGGUGAAAUUAGAAGCUUCGAGAGACACAGAAGAUGAUCAAGGAAAUCCACCAAUAAAUGUUCCAAAAUCAAAUAUUGUGGUGGAUGAAGAAUCAAUUCUAAAUUCUAGAGCAGGAAAAUUCACAUUUAUCGAAAAAAUUGUUUUGACAGUUAUAAUAACAAUUGCUUUUCUUAAUGUUGCUAUAUGUUUACCUUUAUAUUUUUAUUAUAAAUCAAACGAACAAUAA
Entrophospora sp. SA101 is the source of this 637-nucleotide messenger RNA. NCBI's taxonomy places the organism in Eukaryota, Fungi, Glomeromycota, Glomeromycetes, Entrophosporales, Entrophosporaceae. The record is from the annotation of a GenBank genome assembly.